Molecule: messenger RNA, 498 nt
Organism: Dovyalis caffra
Lineage: Eukaryota; Viridiplantae; Streptophyta; Magnoliopsida; Malpighiales; Salicaceae
Source: the annotation of a GenBank genome assembly
AUGGAGAACACGACUAUGCUAAGAGAAUGGUUCGAGCGAGUUGACUCAGAGAAAACCGGAAACAUCACUGCAACUCAGCUCAAGAGUGCCCUUGCUGUUGGAAAUCUUGAGUUUCCUCUCUCUGUUGUCCAACAAAUGAUCAGGAUGUAUGAUUUUGAUAGGAAUGGAACUAUGAGUUUUGAUGAAUUUGUUGGGCUUAAUAAAUUCCUUUUAAAGGUUCAACAAGCUUUCGCAGAUCUUGAGAGGGGGCGCGGAUAUCUUGUUCCUGAUGAUGUAUAUGAGGGAUUGGUGAAAAUUGGUUUUGCAUUGGACUCUCCUUCUUUUUGCACAGUUUGUGAGAGCUUUGACCAAAAGAAGAAUGGAAGAAUUCGUCUAGAUGACUUCAUAUCUCUCUGCAUCUUUGUACAGUCUUCUCGGAAUCUUUUUAAUUCAUUUGAUACAACGAAGCAAGGCAGAGUUACUCUCGAUUUCAAUCAGUUUGUGUACUGUAGUAAGUAA